AUGACGAAUCCGGUGUAUCAAUGCUGACGGCGUCUGAGUCGUACCUCCCGACGGUGAAGCUUAUGAGAAAGGUUUUGCAUUAGAACGGGAUGACCAAGAACGUUAACCUCAUCAAUAAACGAUCAGAUGAACUGGGAGUUGGGUAAGCGAGAUAUUGGACUCUGAGUUGCUUGGUGAAGGUUUAAUCCCAAGUUUACAGCAUGCUCAUGACAUGUUACUUGUUGAUAAUCCUAAAUCUGUGCCGUACCGAGCUACUACGUAUUGUCAGCUCGUAGAAAGCAGUCAAAGCACAUUCUUAUGUAACAUGCACGAUCUACAAAGUAACGAGGCUAGAGAGUCUAUUUGGCAUCAAGUCACAGCAAUAUAGCAUGCAUGUGGAUGCUAUUGAGAAAGAGAUCAAACUGAGCCUAUCAGACCCACCGUCAAAGGGGCUAUGACAGCCGUCUUCUGGGAUGCUCAGUAUUGCCCAUUCCCUCUUGGUUCCAGUGCUGAUGACAUCUACCACUCUAUCGCAUCAGCUCUUGUGGAAAGGAAGUUUACUGAUAAGAUUUCAAUCUGGGCCUAUCUUGGUGAUGAUGACAAGGACGGUUCUGCCUUACUGGGUGACAAGACUUGGGCCUCCAGAAUCUACUUUCUUUCCGCAGGGGAUAAAGCCUCGAGACGUAUUAGAAUGGCAAAUGACAUUCUUUUUUGGGCAAAGGAAUCUCCUUGUAAAGAAAGUUUGUUCCUAGUCUCUGAUCAAUUCAGAGGUGACACCUACUACGUCGAGCUGCUUCACACUUUGCUGUGCGCAAGUUUGGAUAUUUUCUGCGUAACUCCGACUCAGGACAUCAAUAAACCAGAAAGCCCUGAAUGGCCAGGAUUGCUAAUAGAUGAAGGAGCAUGCCGUUUGCUGUUUGAAACAAGCGAAAUCCCUGAUGAACCUUGUUCCAAAAAGCGUAAAACCGAUGCAGGAUUGCUCUUUAUGAUGGAGGUCGAGGAAGAAACAAGUGGCAUGGAUGAUGUUGGUCAGAAAGAACGGUAGGAUUUAUAGAAUAAUGAAUGUCAGCAAGAUGACAUAAAAUGUAGAAAUGUGGUGGCAAGUUAAACAACAAAUUGAUUUAAGAGGGAUGGCAUGUUAAGGGAUUACUUGAUUUUGUUGGUCACAAGUCAACAUUUGUAUUCAGUUAGUUUUGUUAUUUGUCUUGAGAUGAA
Messenger RNA from Brassica napus (rape), 1194 nucleotides. RefSeq lists its product as uncharacterized. Gene Ontology annotation, molecular function: RNA nuclease activity. Gene Ontology annotation, biological process: regulation of gene expression. Gene Ontology annotation, cellular component: peroxisome. NCBI's taxonomy places the organism in Eukaryota, Viridiplantae, Streptophyta, Magnoliopsida, Brassicales, Brassicaceae. The record is from RefSeq and is a predicted model, not a curated record. Bases 434 to 1024 code for a protein of 196 amino acids. The transcript is spliced from 5 exons.